This is a messenger RNA of Prorocentrum cordatum, 6624 nucleotides long. The record is from the annotation of a GenBank genome assembly. NCBI's taxonomy places the organism in Eukaryota, Dinophyceae, Prorocentrales, Prorocentraceae.
AUGGAUCAGCUCGAGACUGACUGCGGCAUUCAGAAGGGCGGCGGGUCCAUCGACGGAAGGCCUCGGCGCGCCGCGGCCGCGGGCGCCACGGCGAGCUGGCAGGAGGCUCGAGACUGGAGCAGGGCGGCAUCGACCGCGGCGAGCUCGGCAGCGACCGAGCGACCGGCAGGGGCCGGGAAGAGCGGCCGCAGGCGCGGCAAGAGGAGUGAGGCAGCGAUCGAGACCAGGCGCAAGGCCCUCCAGUUCAAGCACGACUUGAGGGAGACUGGCAACAAGCUCCGUGACCUCGCGCACAUCGAGGACCACCCUUCGGAGAACUCAUCAGACGUCGUCGAGAGAGCGCAGAAGGAAGUCCUAGGCAGGAUCACGGACCUCGAGCGUACGAGGCAGGAGAUAGCUGAAAACACGCUGUCAAGCAUGGACGAGCAGGUUCGGCAGCAGUUCGAACUGCUGAGGCAGGAGUUUGCGGCUCGAAUGAGCCAGACCGCCGACGAGAUGAGGAGGCUGGAGAGCGAGAAUCAGCGGCUUCAGCAGCAAGUAGCAGGAGGCCUCGCGGCAAUUCCGCAGGCGAUCGAGCGUAUGGGCGAGCAGAUCAGAGGCGCGUCGAGCGCGGGCGUAGCCGCUCACGGUCUCGUCGACACGAAGGGGAUUGGCAAGCCCACGACGAUGGGCGACGAUCAAGAGAAGUUCGGCGCUUGGAAUCGCAAGAUGGAGAACUACGUGAUCGGCGUGUACGGAGAGAGUUUCCGUCCCGUUCUUCGGUGGGCUGCAGAAGCCGAACGCCCCGUGACGAUCGCGGGGGCUCAGGCGGCGCACGACGGAGUGCCAGAGCUGGAGACCAAGGUCAACCAGCUGUACGCGGCGCUGAUCAGCACGACGGCGGACGGGAGCGAGAGCAACGACCUCGUGACGGGCGCUCCCGAUGGGAACGGUCUCGAAGCCUGGCGGAAGCUCCACCGCAGGUGGGAUCCGACGACAGGUCCGAGGAAGAGGCUGAUCCUGAGGUCGAUCAUCUCGCCUCCGAAGUGCAGCGCGGAUGAGCUGGGAUCCGCAUUAGAGAAGUGGAUCCAGCAGAUAGGCAGGUACGAACGCCGCCAAGGAGAAGAUGGUCUAGCCGAGCUGCCGGAGGAUAUCAAGAUGGCGGCCCUCGAGAUGCUCGUGCCUCAGGACAUCGAGAACCACCUCGUCCUCAACAAGCAUCGGCUCGUAACGUUCCAGGACAGUCUGAACGAGGUGAUGACGAUCGUGGAGGCUCGGACCGGCGUGAAGAUCAAGGAGCCAUCGAUCCGUGCGCGGGCGCAUCAUCCGGACGACAUGGACGUCGGGUCAUUCGGAGCCCCGAAGGGCAAAGGCAAAGGCAAGGGCAAGGACGGCAAGAGCAAAGGGAAAGGCAAGACUCAGGAGCCGAAGGGGAAGAGCAAAUCGACGAACGGAUCAUACUCAGGGCACACGGCACCUCGAAACACCAGCGGGCGCUUCGACGGCUACUGUCGGAACUGCGAGAGAUGGGGCCACAAGGCAUCCGACUGCUGGAAGAAAGAGCAGGGAUCGAGUUCGAGGGCUGGAACUGGAUCCGCAACGGGGGCAAGCGCUGGUGGUAAAGCCGGUAGCCGCGGCGGCAAGGCCGGCGGCAAGGCGGCAGGCAGCCUGGGGGAGGAGCCUGAAGCGGAGGUCGCCGCUCUGGACAUGGGCAGCCUGGACUGCCUGGAGCUCGCCAGCGGCAGCGGCCGCGGCGCAGCGGCGGUCGAUCUCUCCCCCUUCGCGCAGGACGACUGGAUGAAGUUCAACUGGGACAGCGGUGCAGCUAUCUCAGCAUUCCCUCGGAGCUUCGCGCCGCCGACGGGAAUGAAGGGCAACGGCAGCACGUAUCGCACGGCCAGUGGUGAGCUCGUCCCGGACGAGGGCAGCUUGCAGCUCAAGGCGGAGGACGAGUACGGAGUGCUACGAGCGCUCAAGGGACGCGUGACGAACGUGCACAAGCCGUUGAUCUCGGUGGGGCAGGCAGCAGGAGCUGGACAGUGUUCAUUCCUGGGCCGCAAUGGCGGCUGGAUAUUCCACGAGAAGAGCCCAAUCGGCAAGCGCGUGGUAGGCAUGCUCGAGAAGGAGGCGAAGGCGGCGAAGCACCAGAUGCUGCCGGUCUAUCGCGAGCAGGGCGUCUACAACUUCUACCUCAAGAAGGGCCAACAUGGCUCGGUUGCUCCUCUCGAGGAGGGACUUUCGGCGAAGUCGAAGUCCGAGCUGGUGGAGCUCCUCAGCGGCAAGUCGAAGGAGGAGCUGCUGGAGAUCCUCGAGAAGACAGACUUAAUACCACGGCCCCCGGCGGCAUCGGCUGCGGGGGCGGCAGCGGCGGGGUCGGGGCCUUCCGACGUGAGACCGCCGGGUUUUCAGCCAGCGGCAGCUGCUGCGGCCGACGCUUUGCCAGCUGCUCCUGAUGGACAGCAGGCCGAGGAGGGCGAGGAGGAGGCUCGCCCGAGAGUGCUGAAGGCACCUCAUGAGCCCUCUCAGAGGGAGAUCGCCGAACACGAGGCGAUGGGACACGCGACUUAUCGCAGCUGGUGUCGCGUGUGUAUUGCGGCAAAGGGCCAAGGCCAGCCGCAUCUCCGCGCACCGGAGGACGACGAGACAGCGGUGCCGGUGGUCUCGUCCGACUACGCCUUCAUGGGCCAGGACGACGCGGACACCAUGCCGAUGCUGGUCCUUAGGGAUCGGCGCUCGAAGAUGAUGGCGGCGACAUUCGUGGAGAAGAAGGGCGACGACGCCUACGCCAUCAAGUUCUUCGCACGCUUCUUGCGGAUCCUGGGCUACAGGAAGAUCGUCAACAAGUCCGACGGCGAGCCAGCGAUCCUGCUGGUCAAGAGGCGUGCGGUGGAGGAGGUUCCUGGCCUCGAGGCCAUUCCCCAGGAGUCGGCACCGGCCGAUCAUCAGGCCAAUGGGGAGAUUGAGGUCACGGUGCGCGAGAUCAAGAAGCAGGUGCGGGCGCUCAAGAUGGACCUGGAGUCCAAGCUGGGCGUCAAGGUGGAGGACAAGCACCCGGUGCUAGCGCACCUGCCGGAGCACGCCGCAUCGGUAAUCAACCGAUACCGGCGCGGCCAGGACGGCAAGACCGCUCUUCAGCGGCUCACGGGGCGGCAGUGGAGGAAGCCGGUCCCGCUCUUCGGCGAACGCUUGAUGGCGCGGUUCGCCGGGGAGCGCGCGAGGAAGAACGCGCUGGAGGAGCAGAUGGUGGAGGCUCGCUACAUCGGCCACCACCCGCGCGACGGCUCGAUGAUGGUCAUCACGAGCGACGGCGUGAAGAAGGCGGUCGGCUUUCGCAGCCUGCCGCAGAGCGAGAAGUGGAUCACGGCGGGCUGGGAUGGCCUGAAGGGCCUGCCGUGGGACGUGGCUCCGCGUGCGGCAAGCGCGCCGCGGGCCAUCGUCGGACCUGGAGAGGUCGGUCCGCCACCAAUUGUGGUGGUGUCGCCGCAGCCGCAGGCGCCGAGGAGGAUGUACGUCCUCAAGGCGGACAUCGAGCGGCUGGGCGCAACGCCGGGAUGCCCAGGGUGCAUCUCGAUCGCUCGGCACGGCCGGGUGCUGGCUGGCCACGCGCACAACGCGGUGUGCAGCAAGAGGAUCUUCGAAGCGCUGGACGCGGAGGAGGCAGGCCGGGAGAGGACCGGCCAGUAUCGAGAGCGGAGGCAGGGCCAAGAGGCCAGAGUCCGACCGGCGGCAUCGGCCGCGGCAGGGACCCCUCCGCCGAAGACGGCUCGGAGGAUCACCGAGCCGGUGGCAGCGGCGGCAGCGGCAUCGGCCGCGCCGGCCGCGACCCGCUCGGCAGCAGCGCCAGCCGUGGCAGCCACGGCGGCGCGCCUGCGAGAGAGCCAGCCGGUAGCACCGGGCUUCGGCGUGGCGGCUCCUUCAGGAGGAGCGAGCUCCAGUUCGGGAGCGGCGCGAGCGGCAGAGGCCGCCGCGGAUGUCGACAUGACCGCGGCCAGGUCGCGGCUGAAGCGCUUGGCAGAGGUGGCCCCGGAUGACGUGCCGGAGGCCCUCGAGCGCGGUGAUCCACAGCCGGCAGACGUGCCGGUACCGGUGGACAUGGAGGAUCUCGCGGCGCAGCCGGCGCCAGCGGAAGGACCUCAGCUGCCAGCUGGAGUGGCAGUCGUGUGGAACGCCAGUGAGGGGAGGCACAUGCGGGUGCUCGCCCUCGAUGUGGCGUCGAUCGAGCUGGUUGAGCUCGGAGUGCUGACGAGAGCGAAGGCGGAGUUGCUCCCGCUCGUUCGCGAACAGGUCAGUGGCCAUUGGGCCAGCGCCGGCGUGGACAUCGCCGACGAAGAGGUGGACAGCAUCGCCCUAUCGGCGUUGCAGCUGGGCGCCGUGGACGUGGCCGAGGUGUACUCGCCACAUCGGUUCUCGGCUCGGGCAGCGGAGUUUCAGCUGCGCCCGGGCUUCGCGGCGGACCUGGAGGAACUCAAGGAGGACGGGGCGCCGUGGGACUUGCGGCGCCCCGAAGAUGUCAAGGAGCUCGAGAAGCAGCAGGAGCGGAUGGAUCCCAUCCUGCUCACGGGGUCCCCUCCAUGCGAGAAGUUCAGCUUGCUGAGGGGCCUGAGCGCCAAGUUCAGGACCGAUGAGCAGGAGGCGGCUGAGAUGGAGGAGGCCAGACACCACCUGAAGGUGGCAGUCGACGCCUACUGGCGUCAGCUCAGGAAGCCAGGCAGGUACUUCUUGCAUGAGCAUCCCUGGAGCGCGCGAUCGUGGAAUGAGGACAUCGUCAAGGAGCUGGUCGCGCAUCCAGGAGUCUUCACGGUCAAAGGCCCCAUGUGUCGGUGGGGCAUGAAGCUCACGAACCCCCGCAAUGGCCAGGAGGAGUUCGUGCGCAAGGAGACCGGAUGGGUCACCAACCAUCCAGGCUUAGCCCGGAGGCUGCAGGGCACUUGCAGCAAUGUGGACGGCCGCGCGGAAUGGCAUCGCCACAUCACGCUCGUGGGCGGCAUCGCGCGGUUCGCGAAGGUCUAUCCACCGAAGUUGGUGGAGGCGGUGCUGGAGGAGCUCAAGGACACGCUGAAUGACGUGGGAGAGCUCAGCACCGCCCAGGUGCAGCAGUCGGGCCCAGUCCCUGUGGACGCGGCAGUGCCGCCCGGGGACUGGACGAGUUACUGGGACGACGUCAAUGGCGGCUACCUGGAGGCGGGCCUUGUGGCCCAGGCUCGCGCGGUCGAGCGCGAGUGGGUCAAGAAGCAGGAGCUGAUCGAGAUCGUCCCGAGGUCUCAGGCUUUCGCCGAGACUGGGCCACCGCUCCACAUUCAGGAGUCGCUUCGCAAGAAGGGCAGGAAGCCGGGCAACUUCAAGAUCGGCUUCUUCGACAUCAGCAGGGCGCACUUCUACGGGAAGGCGCAGCGGAGGAUCUUCGUGGAGCUGGAGGAGGAGAGUCGCAAGGAGUACGGCGAGGACAAGUGCGGCCUACUCCUCAAGUCCUGGUACGGCACGCAGGACGCCAGCAAGAUCUGGCAGGGCGACUACACGGAGCUGCUGGAGGAAAACGGCUACAAGGCGGGCGUGUCGUGCCCAGCGGUCUUCUACAAGGAGGUGGACGAGACGAGGCUGCUGGGGCACGGCGACGACUUCGCGGUGCUGGCUCAGCAGCAGGACAUCGACAGCUUCGAGGCCACGCUGGGCAAGAAGUACGAGUUCAAGAAGACUGCGAACCUAGGCUUCGACGAGGGCGAUGACAAGCAGGCGGUCUUCCUGAAUCGGGUCAUCGAGGUCAGUGCGGGAGUUCCGCCUGGCGGUGGCCGGCCCUGCCGGCAUGCGAUGAUCGAGCCGGACAAGCGGCACGCGGAGAUCGUGAUCGACGAGUUGGGUCUCAGCAAGGCCAACGGCGUGGACACGCCGACGGAGAAGCGCAGCGCCGACAAGCAGAUGAUGGAUGCGAAGUCGGCGGCGUUGGGAGCAGCGGAAGCUUCGCGCUUCCGAUCCCUCACCAUGAGGGUGGCCUACCUGUCUCAGGACAGGCUGGACUUGGCUGAGGCAUCGAAGACGCUCGCCAGGUCCAUGCAGACGCCAACGGAGGCGAGCUGGCUCAUGCUCAAGAGGGUUGGCCGCUACCUCAAGCGGCAUCCUAGCACGGUGACGGUUUUCACGGAGCAGAAGACGUUCGACAAGAUCCGGGUGUACGUGGACUCCGAUCAUGCAGGCUGUGCAGUCACGCGGAAGAGCACCGGAGGCUUCGUGGCGAUGCUGGGGCAUCAUGUAGUCAAGCACGGCAGUAACCUGCAGUCGACGGUUUCAUUGAGCAGCGGGGAGAGCGAGUACUACGCCCUGGUGAAGGGCGGGAGCGUGGGCCUAGGCCUUCACAGCCUCUUCGCGGAUUGGGGGCUGGACCUGAAGGUGGAGCUUGCCUCGGAUUCAUCGGCGGCCCGGGGCCACGUCCAACGGCGAGGUCUCGGGAAGAUGCGGCAUGUUCAAUCACGAUACUUGUGGAUCCAGGAGCGUGUGGGCAAGGGCGACCUCUCGAUCGCUGCAGUUCCUGGCAAGAACAAUGUCGCGGACGUGCUGACCAAGAGCGUGGGUGGCUCCCUUUUGAGGAGACACAUGGCUACGCUGAACAUCUGGGAUCGGGCACCGAGUUCGACUCAGAAGGACAUCAAGUGA